Cladocopium goreaui is the source of this 2168-nucleotide messenger RNA. The record is from the annotation of a GenBank genome assembly. Lineage: Eukaryota; Dinophyceae; Suessiales; Symbiodiniaceae.
AUGGCAACUAUGGGAAUUGACGGCGGUGCCAAGCGUCUGGAAGAGACUCAAAAUGGGGCGCCACCUUCCAAGAAGGCCAAGAGUGUGGAAAAGCCCACAGUGAAUCCCUUGACGGAGAGGCCCUUCUCUGACCGCUACUACGACAUCUUAGAGAAGCGACAAAAACUUCCAGCUUGGGAAGCCAGGAAGGAGUUCUUGAAGCUCAUCAAGCGCAAUCAGACGGUGGUGCUUGUGGGCGAGACAGGAUCUGGCAAGACCACCCAGCUGCCCCAAUUUUUGCUGGAGGCAGGCUAUCACAUGGCCGGAGACAAGCCCAAAGGCAUAGCCUGUACACAGCCUCGGCGAGUGGCAGCGAUGAGUGUGGCUCAGCGUGUGGCGGAUGAAUUAGACACCAUGCUUGGCUCUCACGUGGGUUACCUCAUUCGAUUUGAGGACAAGACCUCCACCGAGACCAUCUUGAAGUUUCUGACCGACGGCAUGCUUCUGCGCGAGGCCAUGACAGAUCCCUUGCUGACGAAGUACAGCGUCAUCAUCUUGGACGAAGCCCAUGAGCGAACGCUGGCCACCGAUGUCCUCUUUGGACUCAUUAAGGAGGUGAUGAAGCGAAGACCUGACCUGAAGCUGGUGGUGAUGUCUGCUACGAUGGAUGCGCAGAAGAUGCAAGGUUAUUUUGACAAUGCUCCGCUGCUGAACAUCCCGGGCAGAACGCAUCCGGUGGAGAUCUUCUACACCUCCGAGCCGGAAAGAGAUUACUUGGAAGCGGCCAUGCGAACCGUUGUGCAGAUUCACAACUCUGAGCCGGAAGGGGACAUUCUUCUCUUUCUGACGGGCGAGGAGGAGAUCGAACAAGCUUGCAGGCAGCUGCGAAAGGAGAGUUCGCGCUUCCCGGAGAAUGGAGAGUUGGUUGCAGUUCCGCUCUACUCCUCCUUACCUCCAGCACAGCAGCAGAAGAUCUUCGAGCCUGCACCAGGGCCCAGGUUCCCAGGUGCACCCUCUGGAAGGAAGGUGGUGGUGGCCACCAACAUUGCAGAGACCUCCAUCACCAUCGAUGGCAUCGUCUACGUGGUGGAUCCCGGCUUCGCCAAGCAGAAGGUGUACAAUCCUCGCAUUCGAGUGGAGUCCCUACUGGUUUCGCCGGUGUCCAAGGCCUCUGCGGCGCAGCGCGCCGGGCGCGCCGGACGCACGCGGCCGGGCAAGUGCUUCCGUUUGUACACUGAGAAGGCCUUCACUACGGAGCUCACGGAACAGACAUAUCCGGAGAUCUUGAGAUCCAACCUGGGCGUGGUGGUGCUGACCUUGAAAAAGUUGGGCAUCGACGAUUUGGUGCACUUUGAUUUCUUGGAUCCACCUGCGCCGGAGACGAUGAUGCGAGCGCUGGAGAUGCUGAACUUCUUGAACCAUCUCAAUGACGACGGCGACCUCACGGAUGCCGGCGACCAGGCGGCGGAGUUUCCCUUGGAUCCCCAACUGGCAAAGAUGCUGAUCGAUUCGCCCAAAUUCAAAUGCAGCAACGAGAUUCUGUCCAUUUCCUCCAUGCUCUCCGUGCCCAAUGUCUUCGUGAGACCCAAGGAGUUUGGCAAGGAAGCCGACGAUGCAAAGAACCGCUUCACGCACUUGGAUGGUGACCAUUUGACGCUCCUGAACGUCUUCCAUGCGUACAAGCAGUAUACCACCGAGGGUGCCGACCCAGCACAGUUCUGCUAUGACAGCUACAUCAACUCCAGGUCCAUGAAAUCUGCUGAAAACGUCCGAGAGCAGCUGAAGCGGACCAUGGAGCGACUGCAGCUGCCAAUGGUGAGUACUGACUUCAGAGACAAGGAGUACUAUCCCAACAUCAGAAAGUGCUUGGUGGCAGGAUACUUCAUGCAGGUGGCACAUUUGGAGAAGAGCAGUCACUACUUGACCGUCCGCGACAACCAGGUGGUGGCGCUCCAUCCAUCUACGGGGAUCACCCACAAGCCCGAGUGGGUGCUGUACCACGAGUUUGUGCUGACUUCCAAGAACUUCAUCCGGACCGUGACCCAGGUCCGCGGUGAAUGGUUGCUGGAGAUCGCUCCCAGCUACUACGAUGUGAGGAACUUCCCAAAAUCCGAAGCCAGAACACAGCUCGAGCGAUUGCAGGCCAAAAAAGGCACAGCUCAGCACCAGUGACGCCGAGCUGCGUCACC